Molecule: messenger RNA, 1015 nt
Organism: Ochotona curzoniae (black-lipped pika)
Lineage: Eukaryota; Metazoa; Chordata; Mammalia; Lagomorpha; Ochotonidae
Gene: TEX9
Product: testis expressed 9
Exons: 7
Coding region: 94-855 (253 amino acids)
Source: RefSeq, a predicted model, not a curated record
AGAUACAAAACAAAUCACAUUCUUUAAAUAAAGGAAAGAAAGCAAAUUCAAGGUAUACUGUAGUUUUAAAGCGUAAAAUUAAAAUACUCAGAGAUGCACACUGCUGAUGAUGUUGCCAUUCCAGAAGAUUUCUCAGAUUUUUCUCUUGCAAAAACAAUUAGCAGAAUUGAAGGGCAGCUGGAGGAAGAAGGCUUGCCUGAAUGUGUAGAUGACGAUAUUUUCUCUGGAGUUAGUAAAGACAUUGGGACAGAAGCACAGAUCAGAUUUCUAAAGGCCAAACUCCGUGUUAUGCAGGAGGAGUUGGAUAAUAUUGUGUGUGAAUGUAAUAAAAAAGAAGAUGAAAUUCAGGAUUUAAAGACUCAAGUAAAAAAUUUUGAAGAAGAUUGUGGGAGACAGCAGCGAACAAUUGGUAUGCAACAAUCUCAACUAGAAAAAUAUAAAACUCUUUUUGAAGAAGCAAACAAAAAAUGUGAUGGAUUACAACAACAGUUAUCUUCAGUGGAAAAGGAAUUGGAAAAUAACAAAAGACUUCAAAAACAGGCUGCGACUAGUCAGAGUGCCACAGAGGUUCGCCUGAAUAGAGCUCUGGAAGAAGCGGAAAAGUACAAAUUGGAGUUAAGCAAAUUAAGGCAAAACAACAUGGAUAUAGCAAAUGAAGAACACAAAAAAAUUGAAAUAUUAAGAGCAGAAAACAAGAAACUGGAAAAGCAAAAAGGAGAGUUAAUGAUAGGAUUCAAGAAACAAUUAAAAUUAAUUGAUGUUUUAAAAAGACAAAAGAUGCAUAUUGAAGCUGCUAAGAUGUUAUCUUUCACCGAAGAGGAAUUUAUGAAGGCACUUGAAUGGGGAAAUACAUAAUGUACGUAAAGGAUUUAAGUCUCUGAUCAUGCAUUGUUGUAAAGAACUCCAUAGAUUUGAGGGAUACAAAAAUGUUAUGUUACUCAGGUAUGUAAUUAGGAGAUGGAACUAUUUUAUAAAAUCAACAAGCAGAAUUAAAACCUCAGUUCUUGCUUAAGAG